This is a messenger RNA of Ectocarpus siliculosus, 678 nucleotides long. Lineage: Eukaryota; Phaeophyceae; Ectocarpales; Ectocarpaceae. The record is from the annotation of a GenBank genome assembly.
AUGUCGGCUGCACACACCAGGUCUGCAGAUGUCGUCGCCGGCAAAUCAUUCGUGACUUGCUCAAACGGCAGUAAUAUCUUCACGAAGGUCUGGGGCCAGCCAUCUUCAGAUCGGAAGGCGCUCGCGCUCCACGGGUACCUCGACAAUUCAGGGUCCUUCGACCUGCUGGGCCCUGCUCUCGCCAAGGAGGGCUUCGAGGUUGUGGCGAUCGAUUUUCCAGGUCACGGUCGGUCGGACCACAUGAGCAAGGACGCCUGGUACCCGAUCCUGGACUACCCUGAGUAUGUCAUCGAGGCCGCGAGAUCACUGGGGUGGGAAAAGUUUUCCAUGGUGGGGCACUCGAUGGGGGGAGCGGUGGCGUCGCUGGUAGCGGCGAGCUUUCCCGAGAUGGUGGAGCGGUGCGUCUUUCUCGACAUCCUCGGCCCGUUCGCCUCCAGAACCGGAACAUCCCCCAAGCUCCUGCGCGCGAGCGUCGCUUCCCGGAGGGCGCUGGUCGACAAGGAGCCCAAGGUGUACAAGUCCUUCGACGAGGCGGUCCGAACCAGGCUCAAGGCUGUGACCAUGUGGGGAGAGGGGCAGACAAUGAGCUGGAAUGGCGCGGUCCGUUUGGUGGCGGGAGCAACGAAACCGGGAGAAGGGGGCGACCAGGUCCAGUUCACGAACGAUGUCAGGUCGUAG